Drosophila sulfurigaster albostrigata is the source of this 972-nucleotide messenger RNA. RefSeq lists its product as uncharacterized. Bases 197 to 772 code for a protein of 191 amino acids. NCBI's taxonomy places the organism in Eukaryota, Metazoa, Arthropoda, Insecta, Diptera, Drosophilidae. The record is from RefSeq and is a predicted model, not a curated record. The transcript has a single exon.
AAGCCAGUUUUGAAUGCCACAUCCGAGUAGUUGUGUUUAUUUUUAGUAACAUACACUCCAAAUUCAAAUUGAAAAACUACGAUGCACGGCUGACACUUGGCACCGCACAAAGAUUGACAGAGAGAGGUAGAGGUAGACAGAGACAGAGGCGGAGAAAGAGAACGUGUGGGAGUCAUAAAGGAAGAUAAAACUAAGAAUGGAAGGACUAUCGAUGUCAGCUCUGAGCAUGGCCAUUCUCCUACACUCGGUCAUGGGCGUCUCAUACUAUUUUCUGCUCGCCCGCUGCUCGCCGGCUCCUUUGCUAGGCAGCUGGCUGUUUGUGGCAUGCAUCGGUGCUGUGCUGCAAGCGGUGCACAUAUUUCCGCAAUGGUGUCGCAAUUGCUCGAUCCUCUUCCGCCUGGCCAUGGAGACGCUAAUCUGCUGCCUAACACUCGAUCUGAUGCUCACGAAAUUGUGGUGCCGCAUUGAAUCGUUAUGCCAUUGUGCCAUCAUUGGCAUCCUGCAGCUGCUGGUCAACGACGAUCACACCUUUGCCGCCUGCGAAUAUUGGCUGUUGGGUCUUAUCACCAGCGUCAUUGGUUGCUGUCUCCUCUGGCUGACACUCUGGGCCACCGCAUUGCCCAGCAAACUUCAUCUGGGCUACAGCAAUUGGCAGCGCAGCGUUAAACGAUCAAUGCAUCAUAAUCUUUGCCACUUGGCUUUUGGCUCAACAGAUCUGCAUAGCAGCCGGCCAGUGCGAUGUGAGGAGAGCCAAGAAAGCUUUGUCAGCUGAGUGUGAGCAGCUCAGUCACAUCAAUCACAUUUCAAGCACUCUCAUCUGACUUCAAUUGACAACAAUUUGGCUAUGCACCUCUUUCCCAUUUUCCCUUCAAGUUGGACAUUGCUGCUAAGACAAAAUUUUACCAUAUUCCUAUAGAUGAUGAGUUCUUAAAUUAUUGAUUUAAAAAUACAAUUUUUACCGAGUUAAAAACA